AAGCCGCGUCUGGUGCAGGGUGCAGACGCUGCAGACGGUGCAGGUGCAAACAGGUGCAGACAGGUGCAGACAGGCGCAGACAGGUGCAGACGGGAGCAGCGUGCGCUCGAUUGCGGUUCCAAUCUGCAAAGCGGACUUUUUCAGGAUCUUCUGCGCACAUUCUGAGUGUUAAUCGUGUCAUGAUGGUGCUGCUGUUUGUUCUCUGUGGCUGGAAAAGAGGAUAGACUCAGCGCGUGCAUUCAGACAGUUUUUUAUAAGAAAGGGUCCUGUGGUGGGGGUGUCCUGUGGUGGGGGUGUCCUGUGGUGGGGGUGUCCUGUGGUGGGGGUGUCCUGUGGUGGGGGUGUCCUGUGGUGGGGGUAGCUGGUUGUUUGGAGGCUCAUGAUGGAGGCCAAAGGAAAGUACGACUUCAACGCCACCGAAGAAGACGAGCUCGGCUUCAGGAAAGGAGACAUACUGAAGAUCCUGAGUCGACAGGACGAGUGGUUCAAGGCCGAGAUGAACGGAAAAGAGGGAUUUGUGCCUCAGAACUACAUCGAAACCAAUAUGCCCAGGUGGUUUCAGGAAAGUGCCAGUCGCAGCAAGGCCGAGGAGCUGCUCAGGAACAGAGAGCUCGGAGAGUUUGUGAUCCGCGGUUGCCAGAGUUCACCGGGAGAUUUCUCUAUUUCCGUCAGACACGACAACGACGUCCAGCAUUUCAAAGUGAUGCGGGACAACAAGGGCCAGUACUUCCUGUGGUCGGAGAAGUUCACCUCUUUGAAUAAACUGGUGGAGUACUACAAAACCUCCACAAUCUCCAAAACCAAAGAGAUCUACCUCAACGACGGCACCCCGGGAACACGCAGCCCCUCCUCCACCCAGCCGAUGAAAAGAGGAAGUCUUCCAGAGCCGCGAAACUCUCCCACUUUAAACUCCACCGCUCCUCGGAGAGCCUCAGACCAGCCUCACAGUCAGAUGGCGGGGCGUAUGGGUCUGGAGGAGCGCGCACACACCAUCGGCCACACGGCGCAGACCCACAGCCCCCUCAGUGCAGCUCUCCCCCGGAGGCCGUCUGAACCUCUGCCCCCUCCCCAGCGAGUAAACACGAUGCAGGUGAGGGCCUUGUACGACUUCACUGCUGAAGAGGAAGACGAGCUGGAGUUCAGAGCGGGAGACAUUAUAGAGGUUUUGGACCGCAACGACCCCUCCUGGUGGAGAGGCAAACUGCGGGGCAAAUCCGGCCUGUUCCCCGCCAACUACACCGAGCAGCUGUGACAAAAGCCAGAAUUCCCAAAAGCCACGAACGCACCACCAUCGAGAGGAGACAAGACGACAUCUGAAAUAUCUGAUUCAUGUUGUAUUCAUCAGACCGGGAGUGAGCUGGGACCAGAGGGGAUCUUUUAUUUAUACAGUGUUACUCUGCUAAUCUGGUUAUUCGCCAAAAUUUGAGCUGAAAAACGUUGCAUUUUAUACCAUUUUUAAGUCUGAAUAAACAUUUGCUUU
This is a messenger RNA of Periophthalmus magnuspinnatus, 1480 nucleotides long. RefSeq names its product GRB2 related adaptor protein 2a (gene grap2a). The record is from RefSeq and is a predicted model, not a curated record. Gene Ontology annotation, molecular function: protein binding. NCBI's taxonomy places the organism in Eukaryota, Metazoa, Chordata, Actinopteri, Gobiiformes, Gobiidae. Bases 380 to 1252 code for a protein of 290 amino acids. The transcript is spliced from 8 exons.